AGUGACGAACGAUCGUUCCAAAAUACAACAAGGAAGUGGACACUUAUUAAAAAGGGGGAAAAAAUUGCUAUUUUCAGAUCUGAAACAUUCGGAAUAUUAAGUUACUGUAUACAUUUCUUUUUUAUAUUUUAUAUGUUUCGGUAUUUUUUAUAAGUCAUCUUGGACAAAAACCCGCUGCUGUUCGUUUCGUGGAUCCCGAUUCAAACUAGUUAGCGAUGAACACGGACGUCGAAUUUCACAUUAGGCAGAAUUAUCCGUGGAACAAGCUACCAGCAAGUGUCAAACAGAGUGUUGGGAACUCGCAGCGUGAAUAUGAGAAACAUGUGCAGUUGUACAGUAUCCGCAACCAACUAAGGUUCCGCAAUAACCUAGUGAGACACGUGCGGAAGGAUGAGAGGAAGUACUAUGAGGAGCUGCUGAAGUACAGCCGAGAUCACCUGAUGCUCUACCCCUACCACCUGUCAGACAUCAUGGUCAAAGGCCUCCGCAUCACCCCCUUCUCCUACUAUAUCAGCAUCAUGGAGGACAUCAUGAACGUAGAGAAGAGUUACGACUCGCUGCCCAACUUCACUGCUGCUGACUGUCUAAGACUGCUGGGCAUCGGGAGGAACCAGUAUAUUGACUUGAUGAACCAGUGCAGGUCUUCCAAGAAAUUCUUCCGUAGGAAAACAGCGCGGGACCUGCUGCCCUCCAAGCCAAUAGAGAUCUCUGUAGAGGCGUGGUGGGUGGCUCAGACCGGAUACAUCACAGAGGAUGACGUCAGGAUCUGCUCGUUGGCAGAGAGGAAGGCAAUUGAUAAGAUGAUUGAUUCAGGACCCCAGCUGGCCGGAUCAAUGGAGUACAAUGUGGUACUGAGUCUGUACAACAGGGGAUACAUCUAUCUAGACGUACCCAUCUCAGAUGACAGCUGUAUUUCAGUUCCUCCUCUGGAAGGCUUCGUGAUGAACAGGGUCCAGGGAGACUACUUUGAAACUCUUUUGUACAAAAUAUUUGUGUCCAUCGAUGAGCAGACUAAUGUGUCAGAGCUGGCUAAUGUUCUGGAGAUUGACUUGGGCCUGGUGAAGAAUGCUGUGUCUAUGUACUGUCGCCUGGGUUUUGCCCUGAAGAAAGGAAGCUCGUUCAGCUCAGAGCAGCUCCACCCCACAUGGAAGACUGCCCCCUCUGUCAACAGACUGAAGAGCACUGUGGACCCCAAACAGAUGCUGCUGUCGUGGGAACAGGGAAGUCCUGUGAUGGAGGCUGGAUCUUCUGCUACAGACACCACCAGCCUGGAGAACCAAGACAACACCAGUGUGAGCAGCCUGAGUAACCCUGGUCCUGCUGCCCCACCCACCAAGAGGAUCGCCUUCCUGUUUGACUCCACCCUCACCGCCUUCCUCAUGAUGGGGAACCUCUCUCCGAACCUGAAGAGCCAUGCGGUCACCAUGUUUGAGGUGGGGAAGCUGUCAGACGAGACCCUGGACAGCUUUCUGAUGGAGCUGGAGAAAGUAGAGAGCACGGCAGAGGGCGAGGCCCAGAGGUAUUUUGACCACGCUCUGACCCUCAGGAACACCAUCCUGUUUCUCCGCUACAACAAGGAACUAACCACCGACCAGGGCCCUGAUCUGCCUAACAACGGCCUCCCCCUGGAUAUGCUCCGCUGUGAGAGUCUGCUGGGUCUAGACCAGGCCACCUGCAGCCGUGUCCUCAACAAGAACUACAAACUACUGGUCUCCAUGGCACCGCUCAGCAACGAGAUACGACCUAUCAGCAGCUGCACGCCUCAGCACAUUGGCCCAGCCAUCCCCGAAGUGAGCUCCAUCUGGUUCAAGCUCUAUCUGUACCAUGUGACGGGCCAGGGUCCUCCCUCCCUGUUGCUGUCCAAGGGCUCCAGGCUCCGGAAACUACCAGACAUCUUCCAGGUUUUUGACAGGCUGCUGAUCACUUCCUGGGGUCACGACCCCGGUGUGGUUCCUACGUCCAACGUGCUGACCAUGCUCAAUGACGCCCUCACACACUCCGCUGUACUCAUACAGGGCCAUGGGCUGCAGGGUCAUGGAGAGACAGUUCACGUCCCCUUCCCGUUUGACCGGGAGGAUCUCAAAGGAGAGUUCUCCUCCUCCAACAUGUGUGUCCACAAGGCCCUGCUGCUGCUGAGGGAGAAGGUGGAUCUGGAGCACCAGUGUGGUUACAUCACCAUGCUCAACCCCAACAGCAGGCACCGCAGGAGGGCCAGCGAGAGCUCCGACGGCAGGGGAGACAGUCAUCUGGGAGGUGGGUUGGAGGCCAACAGCAGCACAGAGUCCUUUGAGCUGGUCACAGAGGACAACAAUGGAGGAAAGCAAGCGGCAGAAGUGCCGUUGACAGAAGAUGAGUGGGUCCCUCUAGAGCUGUGCUUUGGGAUGCCUCUCUUCAGCUCCGAGCUCAACCGCAAAAUAUGCCGAAAGAUUGCCUCGCACGGCCUCUGUAGCAAAGACAGCCUUCAAGACUUACUUCAUUCCAGCCGAACACUGUCAUUGAAUGUUCUGAGUUUUGUUCAGUCAUUCCAGGAUGGCAGCCAGGGUCAGCCCGACCCUGACAGUGGAGUGUCCGGUCCUCUCAGCCAGCCCCCGGCCGAGGCUGGUGUUCCGCUGCCCGCUCUCAACCUCAUCUUCAAGGAUGGACAGCUGAGGGAGUGGAGUGGACGAGCACCUCCACCCCUCCACAUCUCAGCCCUGCAGAAAGACCAGACCUUAUAGACCCCUCCACAUCUCAGCCCUGCAGAAAGACCAGACCUUAUAGACCCCUCCACAUCUCAGCCCUGCAGAAAGACCAGACCUUAUAGAACAUGUCACCUUAUCUCAAACACUCAUUCAACCACAUAACUAUAACUUCCUGUCUCUGUCCUGCAAAACACCAGCCCACAGUAGCCCCACCCACCCUAAGCCAUCCCCAAGACUUGAUGGUGUUACUUUGGCGUGGCCAUGAGGAGACUGUCUGUACUGGUCAUUUACAGUGGUGAUAGCUGGUGAUGUCUAGACCCUUUAGGCCAGUGGUUCCCAACCUGUUUUGGUUACUGUGCCACCAACUGAAUUCUGCUCUGCCUGGAGUACCCCUGAAGUACCCCGUCAUGAGGAUUUUACCAUUAGGCCUGUGGUCUCACAAGUCUUCUCUAGUAACCCCUGUGGAUAGACCAAAUACCCCCAGGGGUCUUAGUACCCCUGGUUGGGAACCACUGCAUCAGGGCAUCCAGAAAACAUAGGAAACUAUCAAAAGUAUUGACAACACUGUAAUAUUGAGUCCAUAGAGUUCAAUAGAAGUUCCCUUUAAAGUCUAUGUUCAAUGGUUAAUACAUUUGCUGAAUAAUAGAAAAAGAUUCACAAAUAACUGUAUUUUUUUGCUGACCUCAGUAGAUGUUUUUGAUGGACUAAGCCUGGAAUGGUUUGACUAGUUAGUGUCUGUAGAGCAGGCAUGGUCAACCCAUUGAUUCUGUUAGUCACUCUCAUUCAGAUAUAUUAAAAACUGCAAACAUUUCUCCCCACCCUGAAAAUGUGUGGAAUUGCAGUAUAUUUGUUAGAAUAUCUUGCGUGGAAACGCUGACCCUCGAGACACUUCGGCCCUGCAUGAUGGGAACGCUGACCCUCGAGACACUUCGACCCUGCAUGAUGGGAACGCUGACCCUCGAGACACUUCGACCCUGCAUGAUGGGAACGCUGACCCUCGAGACACUUCGACCCUGCAUGAUGGGUACGCUGACCCUCGAGACACUUCGACCCUGCAUGAUGGUUACGCUGACCCUCGAGACACUUCGACCCUGCAUGAUGGGAACGCUGACCCUCGAGCCACUCCGGCCCUGCAUGAUGGGAACGCUGACCCUCGAGCCACUUCGGCCCUGCAUGAUGGGUACGCUGACCCUCAAGCCACUUCGACCCUGCAUGAUGGGUACGCUGACCCUCGAGACACUUCGACCCUGCAUGAUGGGUAUGCUGAUCCUCGAGCCACUUCGGCCCUGCAUGAUGGGAACGCUGACCCUCGAGCCACUUCGGCCCUGCGUGAUGGGUACGCUGACCCUCGAGACACUUCGACCCUGCAUGAUGGGUACGCUGACCCUCGAGACACUUCGGCCCUGCGUGAUGGGUACGCUGAUCCUCGAGCCAGUUCGACAAUGCGUGAUGGGAAUUUAUUUGCAAAUUAUGGGGGAAAAUAAGUAUUUGGUCAAUAACAAAAGUUUAUCUCAAUACUUUGUUAUAUACCCUUUGUUGGCAAUGACAAACGUUUUCCGUAAGUCUUCACAAGGUUUUCACACACUGUUGCUGGUAUUUUGGCCCAUUCCUCCAUGCAGAUCUCCUCUAGAGCAGUGAUGUUUUGGGGCUGUUGCUGGGCAACACGGACUUUCAACUCCCUCCAAAGAUUUUCUAUGGGGUUGAGAUCUGGAGACUGGCUAGGCCACUCCAGGACCUUGAAAUGCUUCUUACGAAGCCACUCCUUCGUUGCCCGGGCGGUGUGUUUGGGAUCAUUGUCAUGCUGAAAGACCCAGCCACGUUUCAUCUUCAAUGCCCUUGCUGAUGGAAGGAGGUUUUCACUCAAAAUCUCACGAUACAUGGCCCCAUUCAUUCUUUCCUUUACACGGAUCAGUCGUCCUGGUCCCUUUGCAGAAAAACAGCCCCAAAGCAUGAUGUUUCCACCCCCAUGCUUCACAGUAGGUAUGGUGUUCUUUGGAUGCAACUCAGCAUUCUUUGUCCUCCAAACACGACGAGUUGAGUUUUUACCAAAAAGUUAUAUUUUGGUUUCAUCUGACCAUAUGACAAUCUGACAAUCAUAUGACAAAUUCUCCCAAUCUUCUUCUGGAUCAUCCAAAUGCUAUCUAGCAAACUUCAGACUGGCCUGGACAUGUACUGGCUUAAGCAGGGGGACACGUCUGUCACCGCAGGAUUUGAGUCCCUGGCAGCGUAGUGUGUUACUGAUGGUAGGCUUUGUUACUUUGGUCCCAGCUCUCUGCAGGUCAUUCACUAGGUCCCCCCGUGUGGUUCUGGGAUUUUUGUGAUCAUUUUGACCCCACGGGGUGAGAUCUUGCGUGGAGCCCCAGAUCGAGGGAGAUUAUCAGUGGUCUUGUAUGUCUUCCAUUUCCUUAUAAUUGCUCCCACAGUUGAUUUCUUCAAACCAACCUAUUGCAGAUUCAGUCUUCCCAGCCUGGUGCAGGUCUACAAUUUUGUUUCUGGUAUCCUUUGACAGCUCUUUGGUCUUGGCCAUAGUGGAGUUUGGAGUGUGACUGUUUGAGGUUGUGGACAGGUGUCUUUUACACUGAUAACAAGUUCAAACAGGUGCCAUUAAUACAGGUAACGAGUGGAGGACAGAGGAAGAAGAAGUUACAGAUCUGUGAGAGCCAGAAAUCUUGCUUGUUUGUAGGUGACCAAAUACUUAUUUUUCACCAUUUUUAAUGCAUUUGCAAAUAAAUUCAUUAAAAAUCCUACAAUGUGAUUUUCUGGAUUUUUUUCUCUCAUUUUGUCUGUCAUAGUUGAAGUGUACCUAUGAUGAAAAUUACAGGCCUCUCACAUCUUUUUAAGUGGGAGAACUUGCACAAUUGGUGGCUGACUAAAUACUUUUUUGCCCCACUGUACUUCUUAUUGAGGUGUCUUUAAAUGUCACAGUGAGACUGGUGUGGUGCUCUUCUCUUCUAUAGCCUAUGGAUCCAUCAUACAGCAUGUUGACUCAAAACCCUGUUCAACCUAGUUUACUUUCAACCAUAAAGGUAUUGUUGUUGCUUGUGUCAUGAUUCCCAGUGAUCAGCCAGUAGUAGUUGGUGUUUUGUUCAGGAACUGGACGCCGGUCGGUUGGUUGGGGGGGGUUUAGAUCAACCUCGGAUCAGAGGAGAGAUUGACCUGAGCUAGCUACUGCCCCCCCCUGCUUUAUGCAAAACAUUUCCCUCUCUGUUUGACUGAGGGAACACCAAAGACCACAUAUUUGUUUUGUGGUUAAAUUUUUCUUUGGGUUUUUCUUUAUCUAUUUUUUUUUGUCUUUUAUUUGUAUUUUUCUACCUUAAUUAUUAUGACAUCAUCCUCUAUCAUGCCCAGUAGACUUCUAUAUCUUUAUCUCUGACCAGUCCUGUACAGACAGGGCCCUCCACUCCCUCGGCCAGUUUAAGAUCUCUGUUUACAGCGACGGCUAGUGUUACUUAGUGACGGCGUCAAUGCUGGUUCAGACCUACCUGGGUUAAACUAGUAUCUGUUUUCUUUAUGCCUGCUGGAGUAACCAGAUUCGUUUUUUUGAGACUGUUGUCGUUGGUUCCACUGUGCCAGCCAAGCUCAAUAAAGCACAGCUCAAAUAUUCAAAGAAAUCUAAUACUGUUUGAACCCAGGUCUGCUUGGGUUAUCCAGACAGCACCAAAGCCUGGACCUAGUCCCUCACAGAGAAGAACCAUAUUAGAAUCUGUGUUCUAGCUAUGACACUGUCUAUUCAUAAUGCUCCUCGGACAGCAGUAGCAGCAGUAGCAGUAGUAGUAGUACCAGCAGUAGCAGUAACAGUAGCAGUAGCAGCAGACUCAUUAGUACACUCUUAAUAGCCGUACUCUGUUCUUCUCCUCGGUUCUAUCUUUCUCUUUUUAUUUGGAUGGAUGUGUUCUGUCCCCCCAUUUUGACCCCAUAGUGGUUGUUUAUUGUUGUUGAUGACGAUGUAGAAAAAAAGAUUAUCAAGAGGACCUGGUGAAGCAUGAUGAGUGUGUAGAGACCAUUGUCUGUGUGUUUACACCAUCACCUCAUCAACCUACCCAAUACCUCCUGCUGUUAUUGACCCCUACCUUCCAUAACUAGUCACCUACCCAAUACCUCCGGCUGUUAUUGACGCCUACCUUCCAUAACUAGUCACCUACCCAAUACCUCCUGCUGUUAUUGACCCCUACCUUCCAUAACUAGUCACCUACCCAAUACCUCCUGCUGUUAUUGACCCCUACCUUCCAUAACUAGUCACCUACCCAAUACCUCCUGCUGUUAUUGACCCCUACCUUCCAUAACUAGUCACCUACCCAAUACCUCCUGCUGUUAUUGACCCCUACCUUCCAUAACUAGUCACCUACCCAAUACCUCCUGCUGUUAUUGACCCCUACCUCCCGUAACUAGUCACCUACCCAAUACCUCCUGCUGUUAUUGACCCCUACCUUCCAUAACUAGUCACCUAUCGAUCUAUCAGACCCCGAUCUGUCUGGUAGCCCUUUAUCAAUACAUCAGUCCCAACCCCCUCCCUCCAUGCCUCACUCCUAACCUCCUCCACAGUGUUAUAGAGGUACCAAUAGUUUUAUAUAAUGUCAACCUUGCGUUUUAGGAGUCUUUGUUGUAGCUUGUUUAAUGGGACUGAAUGAUAAUAUUGAUGCUGUUGUAUUUUAUUAAGUAUGACAUUCCUCCAGAUAUGUGUUCUGCUUAUUACAAAAUGAAAUGUAAAAAGUAUAAAUAAAUAUGAAAUAAUAAAAUAAAUGUGACAUCCUACCCUCCCAAA
This is a messenger RNA of Oncorhynchus kisutch (coho salmon), 7443 nucleotides long. RefSeq names its product family with sequence similarity 91 member A1 (gene fam91a1). NCBI's taxonomy places the organism in Eukaryota, Metazoa, Chordata, Actinopteri, Salmoniformes, Salmonidae. Bases 216 to 2717 code for a protein of 833 amino acids. The record is from RefSeq and is a predicted model, not a curated record. The transcript is spliced from 24 exons. Gene Ontology annotation, biological process: intracellular protein transport. Gene Ontology annotation, cellular component: cytoplasmic vesicle; trans-Golgi network.